ACAAAAGUAUCAAAAAUAUAUAUUAAAAAAUCUUGUUUUUUACUCUUUGUGCAUUGUAAAAGUAUUAUAAAUGUAUUAUAACAAACAAUAUUAGUUAACAAGUAUCGUAAAAGUAUAACCAAAUUACAUGCGAAAGGAUUAUAGGACUCAGAUUUGCGAUACUCGCACUCGCAAAUAAUCCAUAACGCAGGCAAUAUAACUUUACAUGCAUCUCCAAUGCACGCAUAAGCAUACAUUACGUCAAAUAUUUAAUUACGUCAUUUGAAAGCCAUUCAAGUUACAUUAAUAAUAAUAAAAAAAUACCUAUCAUUUUUUUUCAAAAUGACAAAGAAUACACAACUAUUAGAUACCUGCAAUACUGAAAUUCAGCUUUUAUGACAACACAAUCAACACUAAUGACUAGUUAUUAUGUUAUAAUGUCUAAAUAGUAUAUAAAGAAGUAAUUUGGACAAUUAACCCGAGAAUUCAAUACAAAGUAUACAAGAUAUCAUAAAAUUCAUAACUAUCUUAGUCUAUAAGUAACCGCCUUUUCUCCUCUACUCAAUUAAAACUGAUUUUUAAUAUUACAUUUAAUAAAGGACGUUAUCUCAAUAUUAAUUUAGAAAAUUUAUUUUUUAGUCAACAUUGUGUUACGAAAUAUCAAUUUCUAUUAUAUAACGCAAUGUAUCUCACUUAACUCUUAUCGUAUUUCUAUUUUUACAGUAAAUUAUAUGUAAAUAUAUAAACGUGUUUUUUGUUUUUAAUUUUUUAUAUCUAUGGGAUUUGGGAUGUACUUACACCGUUUUCGUUAGCUUGAACACAUACAACUCGUAUAACAUAAAUAAUACUUUGAGAGGGAGAGAGAGAGAACUAUAGUUUCAAAAGUAUCAAGUGAUAUACUAUUCACAUCAUAUGUUUAGUACAAGAUACUCUUUUAUAUUUUAUCUAAAGAAAAAUACACUAUCAAAAGGAAUAUAUACACAUUGCAUACAUAUUGGAAACUAAAUUUCAUAAAAUUAUUACAUUUUAAAUGCUAACAAAAUCAUAUUCAUGUAACAAUGUUUUUUUAUAAAAAAAUAAAAUAAAAUUUAUAUUACGUUAAAAUAAAUAAUUGUUUUGGAACAAUUAAUAAUCUACACACACAAGCACGCGCGCGCGCGCGCGCGUUAUUUCAAUUAAAAACAAUUCAAUUAUUAAAUAUGUUCAAUAUAUAAUAUAAUAAAUGUCGAACAAUAAUUUUCUCAUUCAUUUUCUCAUAAUUAGAUAAAAUGGUAAUGUUUUCUAGAAAACAUCUUAAAAUUAUGUGAAAACUACUACUUGCUUUUUUCAGUUGAUUUAUUUACACAAUAAAACCAAUAAAUAAUUUUUAGAUCAAAUAUUAUUUUUUAAAAACAUUACGUUAUCUCUAAAUCGACUGACUCAAUUGCUUAAUAAACAUUCAACUUAUAUCUACUGAAUACAGCUAUUUUCCAUCUUUAAAAUUGUUUUCUUCAUAAUGUCCCACAUGUAAUUAUAACCCUUAUUAUACAAAAUUUUGGCAUUUAAAAUGUCUUGACGUAUAUCUACAUUAAAUCUUUUUGGAAAGGAUACAAAUAUGAAUCACAAAGAGAUGUAUUUGGUAAACAAAAUUAAUAAGUAAUGAGGAACAUACGGAAUAAGAGAUACUUUUGUAAUUAUGACUCUACCAUUAUUUAGCUGCCACUUCCCAUCAUAUAUGAAAGAUUGUUUUAAUAAUGAAGUAGAUAUUUUGUGGUACCAUCCUGAAUUUACGCAAAGCCGUUACCCACCAGGGCAAAAAAUAAGUGAAGCUUGUACACUUAUAUGUUUGCUUGUGGCUGUACGAAUAUUAAAAGAAGAUAUAUCGAUUUAUGAUAUAGAAAAUUGUUCGAGGUUGAAUAUUAUUGUAGCAGAGGCGAUGAUAGAGGGUAAUAUGACUCAUGCGUGGCUCAUUAAAAAAAAGCUUAUAUCACAUCCAUAUUUAAAUACCGAAGACGCUUUAAGACAUGGAGGCAAGAGUUUAAACAUAUUAAAAGAAUGGAAGUUUAAUAUCUUUCAUGAGGAAAUAGAAACAAGCUUAUGUAAAAACAUAAACAUAUUUUUACAUGAAUGGUAUAAAGCUCCGAAAUCUCAUACUUUGUUUAUGUUACUUAUCACAUGCGGACGCACUAUAUUAUUUAUAUUUCAAGAAAGUACUGGUAAGGUCACUUUGUUUGAUUCGCACAGUCACGCUACAGUCAACUCAAAUCAUGGAUUAGUCAUAGCUCAUACAACUAUCGACAAAUUGCAAUCAUUAUGCCACUGGUAUAUUCAGGAUGUAUUAAAGGAUUGUUAUAAUACACAAGCUAAUAAAUACGAACUAGCUUUCUUAUAUUCCUGUGACGCACAAUGCAGUGGACCUAAUGGGAUUUCAUGCGACUGUAAAAAAUCUUGCAAAAUAUAAUUAUUUUUUUAACUGUG
Messenger RNA from Monomorium pharaonis (pharaoh ant), 2436 nucleotides. RefSeq lists its product as uncharacterized. The coding region runs from base 1655 to 2419 and encodes 254 amino acids. Lineage: Eukaryota; Metazoa; Arthropoda; Insecta; Hymenoptera; Formicidae. The record is from RefSeq and is a predicted model, not a curated record. The transcript has 5 exons.